Messenger RNA from Rhineura floridana, 3233 nucleotides. RefSeq lists its product as uncharacterized. The record is from RefSeq and is a predicted model, not a curated record. Bases 931 to 1752 code for a protein of 273 amino acids. NCBI's taxonomy places the organism in Eukaryota, Metazoa, Chordata, Lepidosauria, Squamata, Rhineuridae. The transcript has 2 exons.
GAGACUCAGCCUGGCCUAAAGAGCAAGAGGCCAACUGCUCCUCUUCCCUCCACGUUGUGCUUUCCUCAAAGGCCAGGGCCUCCCGGACAGGGGCAAGUCUCACAUCCAAGCCUUCCCCGGGGCAAUCCGGAUCGUUAUGAUUAUCUCCCACACCUGGCUCGGUUUGCCCGUCGCUGAUUGGGCCCAUCUCCUGCUCCUUCUCCACGCGGUACAAAAAUUCAAGGGGGCCGUCGGGGAACAAGGUUUGGCGGGGGUCCAUCUUGGCCAACUUCAUCCCGUUCAGGACCCGCUCCAGGGCCAAGGGCUUCCCGUCCCCCGGCAAGAGCAAGGCGGAGUGCCCGGCGGGGGUUUCCCGGGAGAGGAGGACGAGCUCGGGACUGGGCAAAGCAGCUCCUCUUCGGGGCUCCAGGAAGAAGUAUUUUCCAUUGGGGAGAGGUCCCAGAGUCAGCAACGGCGGCUCUCGAUCCGAUUUGGCCCCUGGAUCGGAAAGAGUCAUUAGCAAAUCCGGAUCCAUUUUCAUCAGAGAAAAACUGAAGGGGGGUGGAGAAGAGCGUGGGUUGCUUCCCCCCGUUUUAUUUUAAACAGCAAGAAUGUGAGAGGGGGCGGGUCGGAGAAUUAGACGGGGGUGUAAUUCCGGCCGCUCCGCUUUGCUUUCUGCAAGGAAAGGACCCGAUCACUGGUUACGGUGCCGCCGUCGCCACCGCCGGUUUGGACGCAGCAGAGGAAUCGCCGCCGCCGCCGCCGCCACCGCCGGCUCUCCUGCAAACCGGAGCGGCGCUCCGAGGCCAUCGUCUCGCAUCCCUCAUCACCUCCGCACCCUUCCCACUUCCUCUCCAGAAGGAAAAGGCACCCCACACCGGGGUUCACACACGCACCCUCUGCUCCGGAGGUGGGACCGAUCUAUUAGAUCAUGUGUGGGGUGGGAAAUCGAUGUUAAGGAAGCGGGAGGUGGGGUGGAAAGGUUUGCAAUCCAGCCAAGAGGGCACACGCGCAAAAAGCCAGAAUUUUCGAUGGAAGGAGUGCCGGGGGAAGGGGGGAAUCGGCCGCGCGCGCGCACGCACAAAGGCCAGCGUUUUGCAAAGGAGGGCCCAGCUCAAGCAAGGCGGCCUCCAAAAGGGCGCAGAGAGAGAGACUCCGGUCCCCGGAGCAAAGCAGAGGUGGGGCGUGUGUGCAGGAUGCGAAGAGAUCGGGUGCCCCCCAUUCUUAAAACGCUCCUCAGCCGCCUACCCGACGGGUCUGUCUCCCGGCAGCACGGAUCCCCCCUUGCGGCAGCGCGGGCAUGGCAGGCGGCGGGCGCCUCGCUUCUUUCUGCAAGCAACCGGCCGGUCGCGACGGAGGGAGGGCUGCUCGGCUUGUGCCUGCCCGGCGGCUUUCAGGCAGGCUCCUCCCGGCCGGGGGGAGGGGAGGAGGAGGAGGCUGGCUUUGUGUGCGGCGUCUCCAGCUCAGGCUCCACCCGUGCCUUGCCUGGUCCGGAAGGAGAGGCGAGGAAGGACCCUGUGUGGCGAUAUGAACGUUAAGUCUCCACGCAUCCGCUCUUCCCUGGGAAAACGCUGCGUUGUGUUCAACUGGCCGACUCGGAGAAGAGCCGUUGGACUGGAUGGACCUGAGUUGGUUACUUCCAUGAGAAGCCACAGAAUAGAGUCGGAAGGGGCCCGUAAGGCCAUCAAGUCCAUCCUCCUGCUGGACGAAGGGAAGCAGGUUAAAGCAUACCCGACAGCUGUUCACAUGCCACUGAAUCGCCAAAGUUUCUAAGUGGUGUAUAUCAAGAUUGCAAAAAGCACAGAGUGGACAAAAUCCAUUGGAAUUAAGCCUAAAAACAUAAAAGUUCCCUAAAAUGGUUGCUGAAAUAGAAAAGUCUUGGCCAAGUGCCUGAAGUUCAACAGGUAGGGUGGCCUGUUUAAUCUCAGCUGGGAGGGAGUACCACAGAAUUGGGUCCACAGUGCUGAACAGGCAGCUGGCCCAAGUUUACCUAGUGGGUUUGAGGUGGUUGACCGGGGAUUUGAACUCAAGUCUCCCUUGUCCAAGGAUCUUCUCGCUCCUCCCCCCCCAUCCCACAUUUAAAUAAAUAAUAGCUUGUUCAGAUGUGCGACUCUUAAAAUUAGAGGUGCCCGGCCUCAAGGCUAACUACUAAGGCACAACAUUUGACCAUGAAGCCUUUCCCUGAAACAUGGCAGCUGCCUUAGAGACUGAGGGUGCUUCCAGAUAGGUGUUUACUAUGGAAUGGAUGUGGCUCAUACCUGCAUGUUUUUCGUAGAGUCCACAUGACAUCAUAAGCAUCAAAAUACUGGUGGUCCCCCCCCUUUAAUCUGGAUUUUCCUUUUCUGGGAAAAAUCUGAUAUUUUUUUAAAAAGUCACCAACGUCCCAUUUGCGAUAUCUGAAGAGCAGCAUUGAGCCCACGAUCUGGACGCAUCCUCACUGUGGUAAGCCAGUGUUGAGGGACAGAAUGCUGUAUAUGCUUGGAGAUACUCUUACUUUUAUUUCACAUCCUAGGGAACCUGAUGCCGUCAGCUCCUGAAGUUGGCCAUCCAUUUAUUUUCUUAUGUUAGGGUUGCAGCCUGCUAACUUACUGAGAGUUAGCUCCACUGAAAUGAACAGAUCUAGGUUAGUCAUGUUCAUUUUUUAAAAUAGGUCUGCUCUGAGUUGGACUAACAUUAGAUGCAGCUCUUAAAUUGUGAACUGCCUUGGGUGCCUUGAUGAGAAAAGUGGUAUAUAAAUGCAACCCAUCAAUAAAGAGCGUUGAUCCCUGCUGUCAGCUACUGGCUCAGAUAAUGCACUAGGUUUCACUAUAUUUACACUGCAAUUGAAUAGAUUUGGCAGACAAGCAUGUAUGAAUAAAGAAACCGUCCCAAAGCAGGCAAGAAUCGCCUUAGCUUUCAAGGCCCUACAUGCAUUAGCACCAAUAUAUCCAUCAAAUCGUAUUCUGGAAUUUAAAUCUCAACAACCAACAAGAGUACCCUUCGAACAUUCUCUUAUCAUUCCAUCUACCUUUAUAAUCCGCCGCUCCAAUACUAGGAACAAAGCUUUUUCGUGCAUAGCUCCCAUCUUAUGGUAUAACCUGCCACCAGAGAUCCGAUGUUCCUCCUCACUCACGAUCUUUCGCUGUCAGUUAAAAACAUUUUUGUUUCUUCAAGCUUUUAAUGUUAACAUUUAAAUUGUUAUAACUAUUGCAUUAUUGAUUUUCUUAAUUUUAUCUUUUAAUUGUAUAUUGUUUUGUAUUAGACAUUGUCUUAUU